GUUCGGCUGUUUCUGUUCCAUAAAUCAAUUCGAAUUCAAUUUCAUUAAGAGACUUUUUUAUUCUCAGAUCUUAGCUUUAACAUUUUCCAAAAGAUAUAUAGGUGCCUAAAGGUAUCACAUUAUUGCAAGAUGUUCUUUGAUAUUAUUUUAUUGAAUUACCAACAUAAUGGUAAUCUGGGCAAGGCGUGGAUUGCUGCAACUAGGGGUAUCGGUUACAUAUCAAAUCAAGACAUCGUUAUAUUAAAUACACGCAGGCUGUGCGACGAUUUAUACAAGUUUAUAGUAAGCUCAUCUGGAGAUCCCAAAAAACGGUUUUCUUUGAGAAUGUCCGCCAUUUUACUCCACGGUGCUAUUAGAAUACUUAACAGGCAGAUUGUAAUCAUACAAGUUGAUGCUGCGAAGGUGUUGCAGCGAUCGAUCAUUCCAGCGGGAAGCGAUCUCAGUAGCUUGCACGAGGAAGAUGAACAAUCGGAAGAAGAGCAUUUGCCUCAUGUAUCAUCGACACCAAAGCGUCUAAGGAGGAAGAGGAAGGCAACACCCCAGCUGACUCCAAUAGAAGAAGCUCCAGGAAUGCAACAUUUCGACGAAGCUCCACCGUUAUUUCCGAAGACUGAUGAUGUAUUCAGACAUCCUGGACAUCCCGAGGCUAUUACAAUGAGGGAACAAGAAAUAACACUUAGAACGAUGCUUCCAGAAGAAGGAUUUGGUGCUGAUAUUAGCGUCGAAGAUGUCAUACGUAUCUUAGAAAGUGUUGGAUCUCCCGGUAAACCACGUCCGCCUUCAGAGAAUUCCGCCAAGAAGACCUCCUCCGAGUCUUCAGCUGUAGAGCAACCUAUCAAAAUCGCUGUUCAAGCUCAAGUAUAUGCCGAUCGAGAAACGCCUUUUUCCACUUCUUUAAGAAUCAAUCAGUUGCAAACACACGCCGCACAGUAGUUCAGAGGGCACCAUCUCAGCGAAAAUAGUAGUAAAGUUCAUACCUAGACGAAAAUGGAUAUCAAGUUCGCGCCGAUAGAACAGGCAAAGACCUUGCUGCACCUCUACCCGUACACCAGCCAUCUAUAACUCCAAUGCAGAUAGAACAUGCCAUAAUGGAACUUCCAGAAUCCGAGGAGUUGCGUCCAACUCACAUGGAGGUGGUAGAAACAGCACCAACUGUGGCCGUGGUUCCACCAACAGCAGAAACGAUACCGUCAGCUUCCGCAGAAGUACAUGCAGCAGUAGUUGAGACGGCUGAACAGGAAAUGGAAGCUACGAGGAUGAUAGUUGAAGCAAAACAGCGUAAAGGAGCUGUUCCUAAGAAGCCCAAAAUUUUCGAUGAGGAUCGCAAAAUGCUUGAUAAACUGAUGGUCAAAACUAAGCCAGUUAAUGCAGUCAUUACAUGGUGCUUGAGACAAAGUAAUCGCUUUACCGGCCCUGAGGUUCGGUACAGAUUUGUGCCUGAUGCUGAACUCAACAUGACUAGAUUGUACCAAAAACUAUGGGACGAUGCAACGGACGGGGCAGUUGAACGAAUUCGUGCUGCUACUAGAGGCUCCGGGGUGGGUGAUAUCCGAGUUUCAGAACAGGUGCCUGAAGUUCAAUCAGGCAGAUCCACAUUGGACAAAGGAUCUUCUGCAGAAAACUUGGCUACCCCAAGAGAGACGUCUUCAGAGGAGAGAAGGCUUUCUAGACGACUCACCCCUAUCAGAUUGCCAUCGACAAGAGCUGAAGAACCUUUGCCUACUGAGCAAUUUACUAGACGUACCACGGAGGUUGAACAUCAUGUGCCUUUCGAACAAGUUCCCGGAUUAGAGGCCGUGGAAGAAAUGCAGGUGGAAGAGCGUUUUGAACAAGUACUCCCUGAAAGAAGUCAACCAGAACCUGUUGUGCCCAUGGAACAGGAACAAAUACAAGAACAACAGGUUCAAAUAGAAGAAGCAGAACCUGUUGUCCAGGCUACAGCUGUUCAAGCCGAACAUACACCAGAAUUAAUCGGAACCGAAUAUUUGCAAGUUGUUUGUGAAAAAGAAAAAACAAGAUUGGAACUAUCACCACGCGCAGAAAGAAAUGUUCAAAAAAGGCAGCAAGACAUUGUGGAUAUUGCUUUACGUUGGGAUUUUUCCCGCAACCGCCUUACGAUCGAAGAUGUCUGUCCGAAACCUUUCAACAAGCUAAAUAUGGCUAGAACGUUCAGUGAUCUACUUACUUUGGCUGCAAAUAAGUUCCUGAAGCUCGAAAGACAUGAAGAUUCUUUUGAGCUUUCCCAUAUUUUAAAAGGCCCAAGGCUAGAGAUGGGGAAAUAGUGGACCAUUUCUCUUUUUUAUUUUAUACCUGUACAGGUACAAAUACCUUCCUUAAGUAUUUUAUUUAUUAUUAAUUUUAAGUACAUUGAAUUUAUUUUCUCGAACUACUCUUACUUAUGAUAACUGUAGGUAAUGUCAAAAGUCAAAAAAUAAUUUUUUUUGGCAAUCCUUAAUUUAUAUCUUGUUUUGUUACCUUUUACGUGAAUAACCAUAUUAAUUGUCUGUUUUUAAAUAUGUUAAUGAGUAUUCCUAAACCUAAUCAGUAUUUUAAUUACUUCAAUUUCGUAUUG
Acanthoscelides obtectus is the source of this 2572-nucleotide messenger RNA. Lineage: Eukaryota; Metazoa; Arthropoda; Insecta; Coleoptera; Chrysomelidae. The record is from the annotation of a GenBank genome assembly.